GGGUGCUGAUGCUGCCCCGUCUGCGUCAGGUUUGGGAAGCUUAGCGCGUCUUUUGGCUACAUUUUUUUGUGAGAAGCACUUAAAUUGGUAAUUUUUUCAUUUUAUUUUCAUUUUUAAGGCGUCAUUUACCUUUUUGAUGUUUUUACUUUGUUAUUUAUUGUUUUUUUUUAAUAACCCUGCUUAAUAUUUCCCCAUUAAAAGAAGUAUAAACAUGCUAAACAACAAAAAACUUUCCAGCCCACCAAUAAACCCACAAGCAAAAAUUAUUUUUAAGCAGUUAAAAAAAUAUAUCAUUAGAAAUUCACCCAGCGACUAAUUAGAACUGCAGUGAUGUCCUCCCCCGGUUAUAGUGAGCAAAAGAUGCUGUGAUAGAAACCAGAGCGAUGCAAACUUUACGCAUAUUCCGCCCUAAGAUUUGCACUUUGGUGUCUUAUUUCCAUAAAUCAGGUCGGGUACGACGCUGUGUGCUGUGCACGCGCCCAGUCGCGUGCCUCGGGAGAUGCCGAGCGACGUGGAGUUAUUAUUGGCGUGCCCGAGAGGUUUCCCCCGAGGCAGCGUGUCAUGUGUCAGCCUCUGCAACUGCUUGUCAGGCUCCCCCGAAACGACUGUAGUUUGUCACCGAGACGUAAAGAUGAACACUAAACAGUUUUUUCCUCCCAGCAGCCUUCAGCUGAAUCCCAAAGUAGAUGCAGCGGGAAAAAUACCACGGAUGUGACAGGAGCCUGCUCGACUGGGUAGGGUGGGGCAGCGCUGGUUGCAGGAAUCUGUUGGACCGAGACACUUUCUCCAAAUCUGACCCUUUGGUUGUGUUGUACACCCAGGGCGUAGAGACCAAACAGUGGAGAGAGUUUGGGAGAACAGAGGUGAUAGACAACACGCUAAACCCAGACUUUGUCAGGAAGUACAUCCUGGACUACUUCUUCGAGGAGAAACAGAAUCUGCGCUUUGACGUGUAUGAUAUUGAUUCUAAAAGUCCAGAUCUGGCAAAGCACCCAACCGAAUUUAACGACUUCCUGGGACAGGUCUUCUGUACGCUGGGAGAGAUCGUGGGCUCACCUGCCAGUCGCUUGGAGAAACCGCUCGGUGGUAUACCCGGGAAGAAAUGUGGAACUGUUAUCUUGUCUGCGGAGGAGCUUGGAAACUGCCGAGAUUACGCCACCAUGCAAUUUUGUGCCAACAAACUGGAUAAAAAGGACUUCUUUGGAAAGUCAGACCCCUUCAUGGUCUUCUACAGAAGUAAUGAGGAUGGCACGUUCACUAUCUGCCACAAGACCGAGGUGGUGAAGAACACACUGAACCCUGUGUGGGAGCCCUUCUCCAUCCCUGUCAGAGCGCUCUGCAAUGGAGACUAUGACAGGACAAUCAAGGUGGAGGUGUAUGACUGGGACAGAGAUGGGAGCCAUGAUUUCAUCGGUGAAUUCACCACAAGUUUCAAAGAGCUGUGUCGGGGUCAGAACCAGCUGAAUGUGUAUGAGGUGGUGAAUGCCAAGAAGAAAAUAAAGAAGAAGAGAUACAUCAACUCUGGGACGGUAUCCUUGUUGUCAUUCAGUGUAGAGUCAGAGCACACCUUCCUGGAUUACAUCAGAGGAGGGACUCAGAUUCACUUCACAGUGGCCAUUGAUUUCACAGCAUCAAAUGGAAAUCCAUCACAGUCCACUUCACUACACUACAUGAACCCAUACCAGAUGAAUGCCUAUGCCAUGGCCCUGAAGGCAGUUGGAGAGAUCAUCCAGGACUAUGACAGUGAUAAGAUGUUCCCUGCCCUAGGAUUCGGUGCUAAGCUGCCCCCUGAUUGGAGGGUUUCCCACGAGUUUCCACUGAAUGGCAACGUCGACAACCCGUACUGUAAUGGUAUGGAGGGGAUUCUUGAAGCGUACCAUCAAAGCCUUAAGACAGUUCAGCUGUAUGGACCCACCAACUUUGCUCCUGUUGUUAAUCAUGUGGCAAGGUAUGCAGCAGCAGUGCAGGACGGAUCUCAGUACUUUGUCCUGCUCAUCAUCACUGAUGGAGUGAUUUCGGACAUGGCUCAGACCAAGGAGGCCAUAGUGAAUGCAGCCAAACUCCCCAUGUCUAUCAUCAUUGUUGGAGUAGGCCAGGCUGAGUUUGAUGCAAUGGUUGAGCUGGAUGGUGAUGAUGUCAGAAUCUCCUCACGGGGGAAGGUGGCAGAGAGAGACAUCGUACAGUUUGUACCAUUCAGAGACUACAUGGACCGCACAGGUAACCAUGUGCUGAGCAUGGCUCGACUGGCUAAAGACGUACUGGCUGAGAUCCCUGACCAACUGAUCUCCUACAUGAAGAGCAGAGCCAUUAAACCCAACCCUGUGCCAGUGUAUUCGCCCAGUGAUGAGCCGCCGACCAACCCCGUGUGAGCCCCUCCCCGCCCACACACACAAAGCUCUGCGUCGGGCAGAGCAAGGUUGAGAUUGAUGGGAACCCGUCUCCACCAACACUUCUUUGAAGCAAAAAUGCUUUUGAGGCCCUUCCGUAAAUAUUAAUCCAGCGUAACACAAAGAUGAUGAGACUCCAUUGUGGUUUGGAGCAGUGAGACUGCAGAGGGGAAACUGCUAUGAUGAGGGAGCUUACUCUCUGAGUGCUUGAGGACCAGAGCGCUGAGAGACCGGUAUGAAAGGAGCUUUCAGUUGUUCACUGUCUAACCUGACAAAAUGGUGAUGUAAUGGAUAGCAAGUGAGCCCAUAAAGAGGGCCUGUUUGAAGGCAUAAAUAUAUUAGGAUGUGCCAGUAUGUAUCAUGCUUGUGAUACCUUUUGGAAUCAAUGUGUGUAAACUAGGAAAUCAUGUGUAUAAUAAUUUAUUUAUUUAUUGCAGGAAUGAUCUGUUCAUUUUAGGGGGUUUUAAAGGGUGGGGUAUUAAAGUCAUAUUUCCCCAGAAGUUUUCCACCUUAUAUUUUGUGACCAGUAUAAUAAAAACGACCCCCAUUUCUACUUUGAUAAGGACUGUAAUAUAAGAGCAUGUGACAAAACCCAUUCAGCAGUUUAUUAAUCAUGUUCACCUAUGAAUAAUCUUUAAUUGCAAGCUAUAAAGUAGAGCACCUCCUGCGAGCUGUUGCUAUAUAGAUAUUUUAGCACCAUGUCUUAUACAUCUUUCUUAUAUUUAUAUUUACAGAAUGCACUAAAUAUUGUCCAAAUAAAAAGCACAAAGGCAAUAGUGGUGAUAAGCUAAAAAAAACCUCUUAUUUUGAAAGGACUAGCCACAAUGACAAUAAUGGAAAGGGCCCUGAUUUUUUUUUGACACUGUCUUUUUUAUUUUAAAAAGGAUUAUCACUACUAUUAUACUGAUAUUUAAAUUAACUUGUAUCUAUCAUAAAAAGAAGCACAUACUCACUUUUCCAUGUAGUAUGCAAGGAAACGUAGAUAAAACUAUUCUCAUGCUGCCAUCAUUUUCCAUCUUGCUGCUUCUUUCCAUUAUGUUUGUUGUGGUGACAGUUUAAUAUCUGAGAUUUAGUUCAGUAUUUUUAAAGGAGACUUCAAAUACGAUAUACUUUUGAAAGACUGAUGUCAACUAACAGCCAUUUUUCUCCUCAUUAAAUUUGAUUUGUUUGAUUUUCCCCAGAAUGAAGAUUGAACAAUCAUAAAUCUCGCAACAGAGUAAAAAUAUAUAUUUAGGCACUGAGUGUUUUUUUUUAAUUGACUGCACAAAACAAAAACAGACCUUUUUUUUUUUAUUCCAUCCUGUCUGCUGUCUUCUGUCUCUCGACUGUUCUCAGAUCAUUUUGUUUUAUACUAAUGCACAAUGGCCCAUUUUUAUAACUCAUCGGGAUGCUAUUUAAAUGCUUAAAAACACAAUUGCACAAUUCUGUUUUAAGAUUUAGUUUAAGCUUGUUAAUAUAUCUAUACAUAUCUAUAGAUAUAGAUAUAUAUAUGGCGAUCUUUAUGGCGACUGUGUAUAAAUUGUGUAAAAAAAAAAAAAAAGAUAGUUGUGGCCCAGUUGUGUACAUCAAGUUAUCCAUAUAUAAUGGGCAUUUUCACAUAGUCACUCAAUAUCUUGAUCCAGAUGUGCCUAUUUAUAUGGAAACAUAUCCAAAUUUAGUUACCCAGGUGUGAUUCUGCCAGCAUGUUUUAAGAUGUACACACAGAAAAUGUUGGAGAUGAUAAAACACUUGUGAGAUUAGGACUAUUUCAGCCAAAGGAGCUGGUACACACUGUCUCCGCCACUGCUCUGCACUUUUUUAUACUUACAGCUCUUCACUAAGAAUCUUUGAAGUAAUAAAUGCUACCAGUGUCAUCGAGCCUUGUUGUACAAUAUUCAAAGUCAAGACUUGUUUACAAUUCAGCUGUGGCAUUUACAUGGCCUCAAGGAAAAAGUAAACAUUCAUGGGUUUUAUUAAGAAAUUCCUUUCUGUUUUGUUAGCACAUUAUUCAGUGUUUCAAAAUGAUUUCACUCAAUGAAACUGGAGAACUAACGUUUACAAAGAUUUUUUUGUGUUCUCUGUGAAUGUGAAUCUCGGUUGUGUUUUCUUUUGUGUUCGGAGUUAAAUGUGUUUGCAUAAUUCAUGUUGCUUUAGAGUUUUUGUUUGUUGUUCUUUGACUCCCAUGGCUGUGUUGCUCUCAGAGAGCAGAAAGAGUCUGAUGAUACUGCAGAAAGUCAGUCCUGAGGUGCUGAACUCCUUCUGUCAUGAGUCCAGCCCCAUAUUUGGGUUUCUUUCCUUUACAUUUUUUUCAUUAGUGAUGACAUUUCCCUCUCAGAAGACAAAGCAGGGUUUAAUCUGCUGACCGAUUUCUUGGUUCAUCACAUUUCAAAUUAGGCUGAGUUACAUAAUGGUCAAAAAUACCAGUAUGCCUCUACAGAAAGCUAUCUAACACGAUGAUAAAAAAAAACCAAAAAAAAACGAAAAA
Molecule: messenger RNA, 4851 nt
Organism: Haplochromis burtoni (Burton's mouthbrooder)
Lineage: Eukaryota; Metazoa; Chordata; Actinopteri; Cichliformes; Cichlidae
Gene: cpne5a
Product: copine Va
Exons: 21
Coding region: 687-2369 (560 amino acids)
Biological process (GO): cellular response to calcium ion
Cellular component (GO): plasma membrane
Molecular function (GO): calcium-dependent phospholipid binding
Source: RefSeq, a predicted model, not a curated record